Drosophila innubila is the source of this 891-nucleotide messenger RNA. RefSeq names its product mannose-binding protein A-like. NCBI's taxonomy places the organism in Eukaryota, Metazoa, Arthropoda, Insecta, Diptera, Drosophilidae. Gene Ontology annotation, molecular function: signaling receptor activity. The record is from RefSeq and is a predicted model, not a curated record. The coding region runs from base 47 to 856 and encodes 269 amino acids. The transcript has 3 exons.
UUGGUUUUAAUCCCUUGAGAUUAACAGAUUCGUUGAAUAAAACAAAAUGAAAAUAAUUUUAUUUGGAUUUCUCGUCGCAAUUCUUGCAGUGCAAAAGAAUAAAGCUGGUGUGCUAAUGCGUCCGGAUAUUCACGAAAUGAUGGAGAUGCAUAGUCCACUUUUCAAGCUCGGGGGCAUUCCUACGAGUUUCGAAAAUUUAAUACAGGAACCUUAUGAAGUUAUGGUCUUACCGGAAGAUGAAGCUGCAGCUCAUUUGCUCUUCGAAAUUAAAGAAGCUUCUAUUGAAGGCUCUACUGAGGAUUCUACUGAAGAUUCUAAUAAAACGGAAGAAGAAAAGCUUGAAAAAGUGGUCGAAAAGUUUGAGAAGCUGGAAGAAAUGUUUGUUGAAAAUGGAGAAAAGUUUGGUAAGCUCGAAGAAAAGGUAGAGGACUUACGUAAAACAGUUACGGCAAUACAAGAAAAACAAUUGCCGACAUUUGAGAAAAUUGGAUCAAAAUAUUACUACAUUGAUGACUCGGAAGGUGUCAACUGGUUCGAAGCAGCUCAUAAAUGUCGUGAGUUGGGUGGAAAUUUAGCUGGUCUUCAAAGUGAGGAUGAAUGGAAAGCAGUCAGUGAAAAAUUAACCAAGGGCCCCUACUGGUUGGACAUCAAUGAUCUUGGCAAUGAGGGUGUCUACAAAUUGCUCUCUUCUGGACAGGAGGCAGGUUAUUUGAACUGGCAUUUCAACGAACCUAAUGACAGAGAAGAUAACGAAAAUUGUGUUGAAUUGAUCAAAUACGGUUCAAAGUGGGCAAUGAAUGAUAAUAACUGUGCAAAGAAAUUUAAUUUUAUAUGUGAGAAGGAUAAUCUUGAGUAAUUUUUUGUAAUUCUUUAAAAAAAAUAUAUAUUAUA